GUAUAUCCCCCAUUUAUGGAGGUUGUGAGCAGAGCCUAUACUGGCGGACUGCUGCCUCCCUGUUCAUUCACACGUCCCCGUCCUGCGUGUUAGGGUGUGUGUGUGUGUGUGUGCGCGCGCGGAGCUUUUAAAAGCGGAUCUCAGCGUGGGAGUGUGGUCAUUGCUCAGCUGCGCACAUCUCCGCGCACAUCUGCAUCUGCGCCAGGCGGAGACUCUGCGCUCACCGCACUUUGGGCAACAGGACCCUUUCGAUGCAGAGGAUUACUUUGACCAUUUUGUCCAAGGGCCGAGGACACGUACAGUGAAGUCAUUCCACUUUUCUGGUCUCGGACACUAUUCAUUACUCACUGCCUCAAAGCCCUCGCGGGUCGUCGGCAGUGUGAGAGAAAAAUGUUUUACAACAGAGAUCGCUGGAGGGUGUACAAGAAGGCAGUUGUCGUGUUCUUCCUGGCUGCGGUGGCGCUGACCGCCGUCCAGAGAGGGAGCGUCAGUAUGGGGGCUACCUUCGAACUCGAGAGGCAGGCUCGCACGGAUACCUCUGAGGGAGUGGAGCCUGACGGCGCGCAGGAAGGGAAGUCUGACUCGCACCUGUCGAUGAAAGGCUUCUGGAGAGAUAGAAAACCCCGGCCUCAGCCCAAAGCUCGGGCCGCCAAGUACGAGCCCAGGAUCCCCGAAAACAGCAGCCCCGGGACCUGGGAUGUGACCAGCACCAACUGCAGCGCCAACCUCAACCUCUCCAGCCAGGACUGGUUCAGGAACAUGGACGACCACUUCAAGCAGUUCAUACUUUAUCGACACUGCCGCUACUUCCCCAUGCUCCUCAACCACCCAGAGACGUGUACGGGGGAGAUCUUUUUGCUCAUGGUGAUUAAAUCAGUGGCCACCCAGCAUGACCGCAGGGAGGUCAUUCGGAAGACCUGGGGCGAAGAGAAGGUGGUGGAUGGCAAGAGGAUAAAGACGCUCUUCCUUCUGGGUAAACCCUCCAACGAGGCAGAGAAGGCCAAUCACCAGAAGCUUGUGGAGUACGAGAACUACAUCUAUGGGGAUAUCCUCCAGUGGGAUUUCUUGGACAGCUUCUUCAACCUGACACUGAAAGAGACUCACUUCCUCAAGUGGUUCCACACUUACUGUCCCCGUGUGCGCUACAUCUUUAAAGGGGAUGAUGAUGUGUUUGUCAGCAUGGAGAACAUCGUCGAGUUCCUCGACAGCACCAGCCACGACAGGAACCUGUUUGUCGGGGACGUGAUUUUCAAGGCCAGGCCCAUUCGUAGAAAAGAUAGCAAGUACUACGUACCCGAAAGUCUGUAUAAUAAGACACUGUACCCUCCGUAUGCAGGGGGAGGGGGUUUUCUGAUGGACGGAGACUUGGCGAGGAGGCUUAAAUGGGCCGCGGACACCCUGGAGCACUUCCCGAUUGAUGAUGUCUUCUUGGGCAUGUGUCUGGAGGUGCUUCGGGUCACUCCCGUCCAACACAAUGCCUUCAAGACGUUUGGCUUGGUGAGAAAUAAGAACAGCAAAAUGAACCACGAACCUUGCUUCUUUAAGAGCAUGAUUGUGGUGCACAAGCUGCUCCCACGAGACCUCAUGCGCAUGUGGAAUCUGAUUAACAGUGACCUGGUCUGUGCACAGAAAGUGAAGAACCUAUAGCUGAACGGGAACACCGGGUGAAGGCAGCACUGACACCGCUGAGCUACACCUCGGUGGAUCACAAACCGAAGUACAGUGCAGUGCACGAGAGUCGAAGGCAAAACCUGCCAGUAAAUCCUCCAUUACUGUACGUGGAGAGGGUCCAGGACAAUAUUUGAAGUUCCUGUGUCUGUGCCGUAAUGUAAUAUUGGGAUGUUCUUCCUCCAAAGUAAAGUAAAUUAUAGAGAGUUUUUGUCCCCAAGACUGACAUAGAAUUGUGUAUUUAUAUUGGCAUCUUGAAGAACUCUCUCUGUUGGCACGCGGAUUCAGACAACUCUCCCUACCUCUGUGAUUUAGUCAAAUUAAAUAAACCAGGGUAACAUUAUCUGCAUUUACAGUACACAUUGUAAAAUAUGUGUUUUAAUCACUUUUUGUAUCACAGAGGUCCUUGCACUCAUUUGUUUUGAAUGUGACUGACUUGAUUUGGACUUCUACCACUCCCGUAGGAGUUUUUUAAAAUUGUGUAAACUUGUUACACGUACGCUUUCCGUUGAUUUGAAUGUGCUGAUAUACUUGACAUGUAUUGGUUAGGGUUUUUUGCAAUGACACUGUGAACUAAAACUAUUGCUGGUACGCGCAUAUGACAUGUUAAUUUAAUCGCCCUCAGUAAAUAAGGGGGCACACGCUGGAGUUCCUCUGUUUAAUUUAAGCAUAUUAAUUGUUGUGGGUGUAGUGGGUGGUGAUUAUGCCUUGGUGAUGUAAAUAUAUGUAAAAAAAAAAAAUCUAAAUGUACAUAGAAUUUCAUUUGUAAAUAGACACGUUCACAAAAGAGUUGUCUUUGAAAAUCUACCUUGGAUUGGCUGUUUUUGUGUUUGGCCUUAUCAGCAUCGACCAUCUCUAUGUGAAAAUCCAUACCAGGUUACCCAACAAUAGUGCCUAUUGUUAACAUAUGGGUAUCAGCUAACAGCAAGGAAAACAUACAUGUACAAGCACCAUGUAAUAUGGUGCUCUCAUAACAAUAGACUGCAUAACUUGUACAACAACUUAACCUUAGAGGAUGGUCUGUUUUCUAUACAUCGGUGGUGCAAUAUCAAUAUAUUGUAUGUUUGAAUAAAAAAUACUUCAGCA
Molecule: messenger RNA, 2754 nt
Organism: Scophthalmus maximus (turbot)
Lineage: Eukaryota; Metazoa; Chordata; Actinopteri; Pleuronectiformes; Scophthalmidae
Gene: b3gnt7
Product: UDP-GlcNAc:betaGal beta-1,3-N-acetylglucosaminyltransferase 7
Exons: 2
Coding region: 391-1647 (418 amino acids)
Cellular component (GO): membrane
Molecular function (GO): hexosyltransferase activity
Source: RefSeq, a predicted model, not a curated record